AUGGAGGAUUGCUAACAAAGAAUUAGUAAAAUAAGUUUUAAUAAUUGUGAAAGGAGUGUCAGUCAUAGUGGAAAUUUGUAAAAUAUGUUAUGUGUUGACAAAGAAUGUAUUGGUGUAGAAAAUUAAUAUUUAAGUUUGAUGUGUGACAAGUGCGUUCAAGAGAAUAUACAUCAAAAAUAAAAUCAUGUUUAAAAGCCUUUUUAGAAUGUAAUGUAAGAAAUAAUUAAGGAGCUUCUUCGCAUAAAAUAAGAAAAUGAUAAAACACAAUCUAAAUUUAAGUAAAUAAGAGAUUUUAUUGAUUGUUUAGAGAGCUCAAUCGUAGACGAAAAUUGCAUUAAGAAAACUAAUUAGAUUUAUGAAAACUUUUAAAAAUGUGUCAGCGAAAAUUCAAAUAGUGAUUAGGCUCUUAUUUAGCAACUUAUACAUUUUGCAAAUGAGAUAGAAUUCAAUGAUGAAACAAAUGAAAUUUCUUUGAAAAAUAAACUUAAUUAAACAAUAGACAGUGACAAUGAUUCUAAUAUUGCUUAUGAGUUAUUUAAAGAUUUUGAAAAGUUGAUAGAUAUAUUUAAUUAGAAUAACCACUAAUUCGAUUAUAAUAUUAUUCUUCCUUUGUAAGCACACCGUUUACUUAGUGAGAUAAAAGAAUCUCCAUUAGGGUCAAUUGAUAAAGAGAAACUUUUCAAGGAUGCUUUUAGGAUAGAGUCUAAUCAAUUUAAUGACUAAAAGAGAGCUUCUGGUUCAAGAAGAUAGUCAUUAGAAAUGUUUGAAGCAGAUAAGAAAAUUUUGCUUCUGAUGAAUGAAAAUGAUAGGCUUAACUUCUCAUUAAAUGCUAAACAAGAUGAAAUUGAUAUUCUUAAAAUAAAAUUGUAAAGAGCAGAAGAAGAUUUGAAAAAGAUGCCAUCAAAAAAUCAAGAAGAAGAAGACCCAUAAAUAAAAAUAUUUUAGUUUGAAUUAGAAAGAGUGAAUAAAGCUUUAGAAUAUAAAAAUAAGGAAAUUGAAACACUUUACCAAAAAAAUUCUUCUAAAAUUGCAGAGAAUGGGGAAACAAUUAUAGAGUUACAAGCUUAAAUUGAUAUGUUAGUUAAGGAGAAUGAAAGGUUAAAUUCAGUAAUUGCAGCUAAAGAUGAUGAACUCGGUUCAAUAUAAUCUAUUUCUAAUUUAGAAGAUAAAACAAUGGAUGGGCUUAAGGCAGAAAUAAUAAGAUAAAAUAAAAUAAUCAAUGAGCAAAAUGCUAAAAUAGAGUCUAUAAAAAAUGAAAAUAAACUUAUAAUAGAUUCAAAGCACCUAGAAGCUAAUUAAUAAAAAGAACAAUAUUCUUCUCUGUUUUUAAAAUAUAGCUAAUUUGAGUCAGAAAUUAAAAGAAUGAAUUCAGAAAUACAAUAAAAGAAUUAAGAAAUUGAGGAACUUAAGCGAAAGUUUGAAAAGUCCAUCUUGUAAGAGUAGCAGCAACAAAUUUAGUAGCAAUCUUAACAAAUAUAAUCACCACAGUUUAAAGAGCAGUAGUAGUAAUAAUAAGUGCAAUUAUAACUUUAACAAUAAUAGCAAUUAAAAGAACAAAAUGUAAAAGAAUAAAUAUAAUAAAUAUUAAAUCCUUAACACAAUAACUUUUAGUAUUAAUAACAAUUGUAAUAAGUUUUUCCUUCUAGUUUUAUUCCACUGUCCUCUUAAAUUCAAAGUACUCAGCCCAAUUUUUCUUAAUUUAACACCAUGCCUAAUUCCAUAAAUGCUUAAAAACUUUUCAAUAACUAUGGAAAUGUAGUUUAGUAAACACAAAAUCACCAUAAUUACUUAAACAGAGAAAGACUUGGAAGUGAAGGUUAAGGAAUUAAUUAAAAGCUUGAUUCUGUUAAAAGUGCUAGCCAUAUAAAGAAAAUAUCUGCUAUAGAUAGAAUAGAUAUUUAUAAAAAAAAUGACUAUCUUACUUAGCCACUCUCAAGUAGAUUUAAAUCACCUCCUUCUACUUCAUCAGGAAAUAAAGCUAAUUAAAUGAAUUUAACUUAAACUACUGUGUCUGUAAAUGAAUAUGAAGUUAACCAUAAAAAUUCUAUAACUCCAACUAUAAGCAGAUAAAUUCAAAGUGCAAAUUAUCAUGUUGGAGCUAUAAUAUAGUCUGAUCGUAAAUAGCCAUCUUCUAAUAAUAACCUAAGUCAUGAUGAUAAAAUAAGUAGUUUAUCUUCAAGCAUAAACUACUACAAAACUUACAAAUAAAAUUCACAGUUUAAUUCUCCUCCUACUUCCACCCAAUCUAUAAUUCCUUACAAAGAAAGAAUAGAUAGCAAAAUAUAAAAUUUGUCAAAAGAAAUUGGAAAGCUAAAUAAUAUUUUAGACAAAAGAGAUUAACCUGAAAAAAAGCAAAUUUAGUAAGUUAGCUAAAAUUUUAUUAAAUAGCAAACAUACAGAUCUGGAUCUGAGAGCUUAAAAAAUAAGGUCUUUAAAUGA
Molecule: messenger RNA, 2439 nt
Organism: Tetrahymena thermophila SB210
Lineage: Eukaryota; Ciliophora; Oligohymenophorea; Hymenostomatida; Tetrahymenidae
Exons: 7
Source: RefSeq, a predicted model, not a curated record